This is a messenger RNA of Trametes versicolor FP-101664 SS1, 1554 nucleotides long. RefSeq lists its product as uncharacterized. Bases 1 to 1554 code for a protein of 517 amino acids. Gene Ontology annotation, molecular function: protein binding. The transcript has 5 exons. Lineage: Eukaryota; Fungi; Basidiomycota; Agaricomycetes; Polyporales; Polyporaceae. The record is from RefSeq and is a predicted model, not a curated record.
AUGAAGCUUUUUGAUCUUUCCACCGACUUGUUAGUAACUCUUUUCGAGGGGGCCGACGUCAGGUCGCUGUCUAGAUGCAGGGAGGUGUGUCGUGCAUUCCGCGACCUCGUAGACACAACAUCGCUUGGGUACAACCUCGAGCUCCACGCAGCCGGUCUCGUACGCAACACCUCACAGUAUCCCGAGGAAGCUGCCCUCAACGAGCUGCCCAUGGCGGAAAAGACCUCGCGGAUCCGACGCCACAGGCAGGCGUGGCGCGGGCUGUCCUUCGCGCCCCCAGUCGCGACCGAGGCGAGUGUGCUGUACCUCAUGGCGCCCGAGCUCCGACGCUUCCAUCCGAGCGGGAUCGCCGCACAGAUGACGGAGGAUCAGGACCUGGCGUUCACACAGUUUCCGACGCCACUUGGUGCGCAGAAGAAGGAAUCAUGGACCAUUCCCGCGGAGACCCUCGACAUACCCACCGGGAUAGACACCUUCGCGAUCGACCCGGCGCAGGACUUGCUGGUGAUCGUGUGGCGCAUGCACCAGGGCGGCGGCGUUGGUGUGUGGCACAUGUCGUUCAAGUCGAUGCGCAGCGGUCUUGAACACCCUCGCGCGUCCGUGCCAACGCGAUGCCUCGACGAAGCGGAUAGGAUGCAGGACCUCCCCCAGAUAGACAUCCACGGAGACACCGUGGUGCUCCAGUACAGAAUGGGCUCCACGUCUCUAUGGCUGUUCAAUUGGGAGACUGGCGCACUUCGGACACAGUUCCAUACGCCAAACACCGUGUACUGGUCCCUUCUGCCCGGCGGGCUACUCGUGGCGGCCAACCUUGCCUCCUUAGCAGUCGGAGUCAUUCCAACAGAUUCGACGGACUUGCGCCUGAAAUGCGUGCUGGUUCUUCCCGAUGAGCUACGUAGCAUAGCUCCCAACUUGAUCCUCGCAGCCAGUCCGGGCGGUGCGGGUCGCCGCGCGCCUUUCUGCCUCCCGGACGACACGGCGGAGGUCUUCGUCCUCACCGCCUUGCUGGACACCAACGAGAUGUGCGCGUGCAUCGCCGUGCCGCGUGCAGUGCUGCUCGAGUACGCUACUAGUACUCGCUUCGCGGACGUUGUAGAGAAUCCAUCGGGCGAAUUACCCAAGGUCGCUUGGGAGGAAUGGGGCCCGCGAGCAUACACCGAUACCAAGUCCUGGCAGGGAGGGACGAUCUUGAGGGGCGCGAAAUCGAUGCUUGGCGGGCCCCGCUUUGCCACCCUCUUGUACAACCCGCCAGAAGUACUUCUCCGGAUCGUCGAAUGGGGGCCUGCGGUUGUUAGCGGAGGAAGCGACGCUGAGGAGGGACUCAGUCAGCAAACCGUGGAGUCCGACGUAUCCGCCGGCUCCGCUCCUAUUGCAGAAUCGGAUGCCAGCCUAGGGAGUACUCGCGUGAUGAAGGCCCUGCCUCUCCCUUCCAGGGUGCGCACGGUGCCGCUGGGUUUCGACUUGCAGGACGGGUAUGUGCAGGUGUACACCUGGGACAACGGUGUCGUUCUCCAGGCUGGACCGAGCAUGGCCGUGCUCUCGCUUCAAACGUGA